Vicia villosa (hairy vetch) is the source of this 1524-nucleotide messenger RNA. RefSeq lists its product as uncharacterized. Bases 249 to 1121 code for a protein of 290 amino acids. The transcript has 6 exons. The record is from RefSeq and is a predicted model, not a curated record. Lineage: Eukaryota; Viridiplantae; Streptophyta; Magnoliopsida; Fabales; Fabaceae. Gene Ontology annotation, molecular function: phosphoprotein phosphatase activity.
CCAAACACAAACAACUCUUCCUCUUCCUUCACAUCGCAGCGCGUGAACAACAACAAAAACAUUUCCAUAACCGCCACCAACUACCCCAUCUCCCUCAAAAUCUCUCACAUUCACACAAAACAACAAAACUAAGGUUGGUCAAAUUAACGUUAAUAAAAGCGUGUGUCCCACGCUACAAUACAAAACACAAAUCAAUCAUUCAUAGGCAUAACGUUGUUGCAGAGAUUGGGAUUUCGUUGAAUUGAUAAAUGACGAAUAAUGGUGAUACGAACGAGUUGACUCAGGGAAGCGAGAUGUACUCACCGAUAACAAAUCAAGCAUGGGGUGCACUGUUGAAUUUGAUGGGUUUUUUUUACCAGUUUUUUUCUCAGAUUAUUGGAUCCUUCGCGCAUUUUCCUUUACUCUCUUUCUCUUCUUAUAAAUCAUUCAAAUCUCUGCCCAAUGUUGACCAUGAUUCCGAUCUUCAAAUCGCCUCCGACGCGGAUCACCGCCCGCUCAAAAAGCUCACGGUAGUGCUUGACUUGGAUGAAACACUGAUAUGUUCAUAUGAGACAUCAAGUUUACCAGAUACACUAAAAACUCAAGCAACUCAAGCUGGUCUAAAUUGGUUUGAACUCGAAUGUGUAUGCGCUAACAAGGAAGUAGAUGGAAAACCAAAAAUCAAUUAUAUCACCGUCUUUGAACGCCCCGGGUUGAAAGAAUUUCUAAAGCAACUAAGCGAAUUCGCUGACCUGGUUCUGUUUACUGCUGGUCUUGAAGGUUAUGCUAGACCACUUGUUGACAGAAUAGAUACAGAAAAUCGGUUUAGUCUACGACUUUAUCGACCCUCAACAGUCAACACUGAAAAUCGGGAACAUGUAAAAGAUCUUACGUGCAUAUCAAAGGAUCUAAGUCACAUUGUUAUUGUAGACAACAAUCCUUUCAGCUUUUUAUUGCAGCCAGACAAUGGAAUUCCAUGCGUGCCAUUUUCUGCAGGGCAACCACAUGAUACACAGCUUAUAGAUGUGAUUCUUCCACUUCUCAAACACCUCUCUGACCAGAAAGAUGUUAGACAUGUGCUCCAUGAUGCGUUCGGUAUGCCUGAAUGGUUCCAACAACAUGGGUUUCCAGUUCCAAGUUAACAUCAUUGGAAGUUUUUUUUUUUUAUUAAGCUCUUGUUGAGAUUUUGUCUUAAGAAUAGCCAGCUUAUCAUUCAACUCCAUAGAUUUUACUGUAUACAGUCAAUUUUGUUCCUGGAGCAUCCAUAGAUUUCAAAUGCUGCUUGUUGAAUCAAAUCAAUUCUUCAUUUAUACAUGAAGAUCACUAAAAUUUUGAUUCUUGUUUACAGGCUUCAAAUUUAGUAUCUCAUUUCUGUCUUAGUCUUUCGAUUUCUAAGAACAAUUGGGUAUUGGUAAUCUAAUUUUUUUUUAGCUAAAAAUCAUUCUAGCCAAGAUUCUUACUCAGAUAUUUUCAAUCAAUUCAAGAUUAAGAAAAUUUCUUCACCCACCUCCUAACCUUCUUGCCCACCCCUGGUGAAUUUACCAC